AUCUUGUCAACACCCGUACACCACGUCCGGGUUAGGCCACGCCCCCCGAGCGGCUACCUGCCGAGCAGCUGAGUUCACACCUGGACAGACACCGAAGACACGAUGAGUCUACCGGACUACAAAUCAUCUGAAAAACAGUCUUCAACCGCCAUUCCGCGCACUCCUGUUGUGCAGUUAAAUGUCGGAGGUCACGUCUUCAGCACCUCUCUGAGCACGCUGAGGAAACACCCGGACUCCAAGCUGGCCGAGCUGUUCGGCGGGAAGCCCAAACUAUGCACCGACGCUGAGGGAUGCUACUUCAUCGACAGGGACGGUUCGCACUUUGGAGCCGUUCUGGAGUUCCUGAGAUCAGACCGGCUGCCCGCUGAGAACAUCCCGGAGGUUCACAAGGAAGCGAUCCACUACAACAUCAAACCACUGAUCAAACGUUUAGAGGAAACUCCUCAGCUGUUCGGGGAGCUCGUGGGAAGGCAGCAGUUCCUCUCCAGAGUCCCGCACUACAAAGAAAACAUCGAGGUGCUGAUUCGUAUCGCCAGAGCAGAGGCCAUCGCCGCCCGGCACUCCACCAUCAUGAUCUGCGUACUGCGGACGGAGGAGGAUCUGGGUUUCUACGACAACGCCAUCAACAGCCUGGAGGCGGAUAAGGAAUCGGUGGUGACGUUCGGACCCUGGAAAGCCGUCCCGUCCGUCAAAGACCUGCUGGAUUGUAUCAGGAUGGACAUUGAGAGUCAGGGCUACAGCGUGAGUGUCGAGCCUCACGUCAUGGAGAAGAGCUUCAUGUCCAGGAGCUACAAUUACUUCUACAAACUCAUAUUCACCUGGUGGUGAGGAGAGUCAUGCUGUUGUGUUUUUAUUCAGAGCAGAAGUGGAAACUUUUUCUUAAAAACUGUGUUUUUGAUCAAUGAGAUUUGUCAAAAGACCAAGUUUCUGCAGUUUAUUCCAAAACAUUUUGUAAAGUAAUACCUCUAUGUUUGAACACUAGCCAUGUUGGACACAAGGGGUCAGUAAACAUAAUGAAUUUCAGUUUCACUCUCUGAAGUAUUCAUAUGUGCUCCUUGCUUUCUUAAAACAAACACUUGUAGCUUAUAAUUAUUUUUAGGUGCUCAUAGAUACGUAUAUUGUUUCAUAUCUUGUGUAGUGUCAGUGGAAACACAUCUUACUGCUGCUAAACUGUAAUAAAAAAAAAACAAUUAACCAGUUACAAACAUUUUCUUUUCACUCAAGUUUAGAAGAAGGUUGUUUAACCAGGUACAUUUUUGUUUUUUUACUGUUUAUCAUUCUGCUGAUGUUUCCCUUGUUUGGUCAAUAAAAGGUCAAAAAUAAGCAAAAAAAUGCUGGUUACAAUUUCCCAAAGUCAUGUCUUCAGAUGUCUUGUUUUGUCUGAGCAGCAGUCUAAAACCUAAAGAUAUUCAUUUUACUAUCAUGAAUGACA
Thunnus maccoyii (southern bluefin tuna) is the source of this 1432-nucleotide messenger RNA. RefSeq names its product potassium channel tetramerization domain containing 14 (gene kctd14). Gene Ontology annotation, biological process: protein homooligomerization. The record is from RefSeq and is a predicted model, not a curated record. The coding region runs from base 103 to 828 and encodes 241 amino acids. The transcript is spliced from 4 exons. Gene Ontology annotation, molecular function: protein binding. Lineage: Eukaryota; Metazoa; Chordata; Actinopteri; Scombriformes; Scombridae.